AUGAAUAUAAUAGAAGCAAGGAAACUUGCUUGGCUGAACCCACAUUCAGCGAACUCGUACGUCAUCAUUGUGUUUGGGAAAAAGAAAUACAGAACCAGCCUCAGAAGGAAUAUGCUUGAACCGUACUUUAAUGAGAUGUUCACUUUUGAAAUGUACAGCAGUGUACAAGCUUUGCUAAGGACAAACAUCUGGCUAGCCAUAAUGGAACCGAGGUGUUACGCUUCAUCGCGAAUUCUUGGCGAAAUAAAUCUAGAUUUAAACGUUAUUUGGUCGCAACCAAAUCAUCAAGUAAAUAACAAAUGGGUGCAGUUACACGCCCCACGGAACGUUUCGUUUGGCCCUGUCGGUUUUCUUAAGUUGAGUGUUGCUGUGGCUUUCAGAGACGGUGUCCAUAUUGACUCGAGUAGCAUAAAAAGCGAUGUAAUCGAUGAGAAUAUUUUAUGCGGCUUAGAGCAGCAACGGGCGAAUUAUCAGAUAACAAUAUAUGAAGCAUUUGGUCUCCCUUGCAACAAUAUGUCGGGGGACAAGAGAUUUGGAAAACCGCCCAGUACUUAUGUCAAAGUUUCUUUUUGCGGUGUAGUGGCGAAAACCGCAGUGCAGAAUAGAACGACUAACCCAAAAUAUUACGAACAAGUGUCCAUGGUCGAUAUUUUUCCGAAUGCGAGUCGAAUACGCCUCGACAUCUGCUCCUCGGACGAUAGUUUUAAGAAGCCCAUCGCAAGCGCACAAUUGAAUUUGGAAAAUAUAUCGCACGACGGCGAAAACGGGUUUCUUCCAACCUUCGGGCCUUCAUUGCUUCAUAUGUAUGGAGCGAGCUGUGGCCUGGCUGCUGGUGAUACAGGGCCCUACCUUCGCGGUUCUCUACUAGUAUCUCUUAAUACCAUAGUGCCUUAUUACCAACAUAAUAUUAGAAGUAUCAAUAUAGAACCUAUUGCACCUUUGAAACAGGAAGGACUAUGGAGAACAGAGGAAAUUUGUCUUUUUUGCCCAAUUUUGGAAGUUUCGAUGUUAGACCGUCGUAUAGUUGGGAAGUUUUGUGGGGUCGCUGUGACAUUUGGUGAAAUUCCAACUACACAGAUGGAAAAUGAAGGAUCCCAGAAGUACCACUACACUGGCUGUUUGAAUGUAAUAAAAACGCAGCCCUAUGGUUAUUUGGACUUAUCCAGCGCAUUUCCUGUGCUACAACUAGCGACAUAUUUGCCAGACUUCAGAUUCCGAAUGUAUAAACACAACAUGAUUGAGAAAAUUGUCGAUUGUUUGGAAUCGAAUUUGAAAGCGAUCGAACAACACAUAAAAUUUAAAAACAGGUCUAAUGAUGAAAUAUUUGAGAAAAUCAACAACUCCUUAAGUGAUACGGGAUGUAGUAUUCUUCAUUUCCUGGAACUACUAGGAUUAUGCGAAGAUAGUUGCAAUGCCAUCAAAUCACAGUAUAGCACGGAGUUUGAUAAAAAGGAAGACCUUCACGGUUGGCCUGAUAUCAUUAUUUGGCUACUUAACGAUGGAUCAAGGGUGGCAUAUGCAAAAAUGCCACCACGCGAUCUUAUAUACUCAUCAAUACCAGAGCAAAUGGGGACAAACUGUGGAAAAAUUCAGACAGUACAUUUGAAGCCCGUAAAAUGUCCGUAUCAUCCCAGCGCGCUGAACGGCUGUUCCUGCGUAGUGGGAAGGGUAGAAUUGCUGUUCUGGCUCGGCACUUAUUCAGAAAAAUCUGCUUUCAACCAUUAUCUACCACCUGGGUAUACACUGAGACAAAAGAACUACGACAUGUGUUUGAAGUCUCCGUCACUAGUUAUAAUAAAUACGGAAUCAUCAGUUUGGAACCAGGUCUUGAAAAUGCAAAAAAUUAUCUCAAUUUCACCAGAGAGGUUGUGGACUAGCCCUCCAAUGGCAUCGGUCGAAGUCAAUUUUGUGGACAUGUCGGGUAAAAUAGAGGUAGUCGGCCGGGUGUUAGUGAAAUGUUCAGUGGAUGAUAGACAAGAAUACGAGUUUGCGCCAAGACUUGAGUGGUACGAUUUAUAUAAAGGGCCAGAAUGCACUGGACAAAUUUUUAUGUCCAUGCAGAUAAUACAGAUAAUUGAGAAGUUAAUGAAAUCAACGAUAUACACUCCACUUGAAGAUUCCUUUGUUGUUGCUGGUGUGAAAGAUAUUGAGACAACAGAAUUAAUCGAGCCUCUACCUAUUAAUUUAAUUCCUGCCAUGGCAACUUACAAAGUCGAUGUUUACUGGUGGGGCUUACGCGAUGUAAAUAUAACGAGAAAACCCUGCGUCACUUUGGAAAUAGAUAAAAUGACCUUGAAAUCCGAAGUAAUUUCUGAUAGACAAGUUAAUAGUAAUUUUCCAAAGGGGCGUCAUUCGCAAAUAUUUGAAGCUCCUCUCAAUGACGACUACUGCCCGCUUGUCAAUAUUCGUUUACUUGAUAGCAGCACUUUUGGAAGAACUUUGUAUCUUGGCGCAAACACUGUUAAGAGCGCGAAGAAAUUCAUGGUGGAAUGGCUAGAGAAAGACGAACGAGAAUCUUCUAUUCAUAGAACAUCUAUUGCAUCUUCGGAUUUCUUUCAAGUCAGCCCAAACGUGUGUAUGAAGAAAUGUCAAUCAAGGGAGAAUUUGAACAGCGCUUCCAAUAUAUCUCUGAAUAAUAUUCGUAACCGACGCUCAAAUUGGCAGAGACUAUGCUGCAAUUCUGAACUGGAUGAAGAAGAAUACGUUUUGCUGCCAGUCAACAGUGUCAGGAACAAACAACCUCGCACUAAGUAUAACUUACCUAAACAAAACGGGUGGUGGUCUAGAUACUUACUGUCUCAGGAGAUAUACGACACCGAAUUGGAAGGUCAACCACAGUUUUCGAAAUUCAAAGAUUGGUGUUCCACUCUUAAAUUGUAUUACGACGACAAGAAGAUCGUUGAACGGGAUAAAUUAUAUUGCGGACUUUUAAAAGCUGGUGUUGUUAUAUACAAAUGGCCGCCACCGUCCAAUACUAUUGCAGUUAGUUCAAGUGGAGUUGAUUUGACUAGAGGCCGACUGGUCCUCGUGGGGGAAAAUGACUACAACCCUCCAACAAUCAUCAGCAACCAUGACAUUGAAGUCCUAAACAGUAGCCUCGAAAUAUACAUAGCGGCCCUUAAUGUUGGUACCUUAAGGGCUUUACUAAGAAGAUGGGAAAGCCUUACGGAACUUGUUUAUGUACUAGGCCCGCUAAAAUGGGACGUAAUUAAUUGGUUUGCGCGAGGUGAAGAAUGGGACAUAUGUUUCUUUGACGACCACCCGAAUAACGAGCCAGCGAAAUUUCUAGUUCGUGUUUAUAUUGUAAAAGCGCUUAACUUGAAAACUAAAGAGUUUGCCGGCAAAUCUGAUCCCUAUACUGUGGUCAGUUGUGGCAAGAAACAUUUUGGAAAUCGUGCCAACUACGUACCGAGCACACUGAAUCCGGUGUUUGGAAAAAUGUACGAAUUUCGCUGCAACCUGCCCGAAGAUUAUAUGAUAUCCAUUUCAUUGUACGACUUCAAUGCCAUACCCCCUGACGAGUUAAUUGGAUCCACUUCAAUAGAUUUGGAAGAUCGCAUUUACUCUAAGCAUAGGGCUCGAGUAGGUCUCGCGAAGCAGUUUAGUUUAAGCGAACCAUUAAAAUGGCGAGACUCGAGAAAACCAUCGACAAUACUCGAAGAAUUAUGUCACACGAAUCAUUUGCCGUCACCCAUGUUCCUGGAUGCGAAUACUGUUAUGGUUAACGGAGUAAAAUAUGUCGACGAGAGUAACGAAAGAGGAAAUAGUCUUUCAACCAUAGAGAAAAAAGAAAAUUUGUGCCUAAGCAUUUUGCACAAGUGGCAUAUGAUUCCAGUCUGUGGUUACUCUUUGGUUCCUGAACACGUUGAAACGAGAACUCUAUACAGACACGAGACACCUGGUGUAGAACAGGGAAAACUACACAUGUGGAUAGAUAUAUUUCCCAUCCAAAGUGAUACUAACAUCCCAACACCUGUAGACAUUAAGCCAUUGGACAUAGAAGAUUAUGAACUCCGGCUACGAAUUAAUUCCAUUCGUGACAUUAACUUGAAUCGUGGUUCAAUAGAAUUAAACCUCAACUCAAUGCCGCGGGGUAAGCAGUUUUCUCGAGCAAACUUUGAAGAUCUCACGGCUAACAAAGUAGAUUUAUUCAGAAUGGGUAGCCAUAAGGGUUGGUGGCCAAUCCAAAUUAUUGAUGACAAGGGCGUCUCCCAAACGGGUGUUAUACAGAUGGAAAUGACGCUACUGCCAUUGGAAAAAGCAAUUCUUAUGUCUUUUAGUCUUGAAAGGGAGUCGGAUAUUAUACCGAACCUAAGGUACAUUAUUCAAUUUGUUUGA
Molecule: messenger RNA, 4338 nt
Organism: Leptosia nina
Lineage: Eukaryota; Metazoa; Arthropoda; Insecta; Lepidoptera; Pieridae
Source: the annotation of a GenBank genome assembly